This is a messenger RNA of Cucumis sativus (cucumber), 1634 nucleotides long. RefSeq names its product pre-mRNA cleavage factor Im 25 kDa subunit 1. Gene Ontology annotation, cellular component: mRNA cleavage factor complex. The transcript has 7 exons. Gene Ontology annotation, molecular function: mRNA binding. Bases 328 to 981 code for a protein of 217 amino acids. NCBI's taxonomy places the organism in Eukaryota, Viridiplantae, Streptophyta, Magnoliopsida, Cucurbitales, Cucurbitaceae. The record is from RefSeq and is a predicted model, not a curated record.
GAGUGAUAGAGUAAGAGAGAGGUGAGAGUUCAGCAUCGUUCUACCGAUUCUAUUCUCAAAUUCCAUCUCGUCUCUUCCCUUUUGCUUUCCCAGUGAUCGUCCUGUCCGUCUCUUAUUUUAGGCUUUAAUUAGACUUUAGAAUUUAGAAAUUCCGCAGAGUGAGUGACGCCAUUCCACUUUUUCGCUUCGUGUCCUUUCUCUCCAUUCAACACGACAUCUUAAAUUCCUUCUUCUUCUUCUUCUUCCUGCUUCCUACUCCCACCUUACCUAUAUUCCUCUAAACUCCCUUUUCAUUCUUCUUCUCAUCUUCAUUUCUCAAUUCCCUCCAUGGGUGACGACGGACGUCUGCAUGCUAUUGACGACGACGAUGCUUCUUCCGCCCACCAGCUCUCUUACAUCGAUAUCUACCCUCUCAGCAACUACUACUUUGGAUCCAAAGAGCCUCUUCUUUUCAAGGAUGAGACCUUGUCUGAUCGUGUCCUCAGGAUGAAAUCCAAUUAUGCUGCUCACGGAUUGAGGACUUGCGUCGAAGCAGUUAUGCUGGUUGAACUAUUCAAGCAUCCUCAUUUGUUGCUGUUUCAAAUACGUAAUUCAAUUUUCAAGCUUCCUGGUGGUCGCAUAAGGCCCAAUGAAUCAGAUAUUGAUGGCUUGACACGAAAGUUGACGAAGAAGCUUUCUGCCAACGGAGCCUCUGAUGCAUCUCAUUGGGAGGUUAGUGAGUGCCUCGGUAUGUGGUGGAGGCCUGACUUUGAGACCUUGCUCUUCCCGUAUUUGUCCACUAAUGUUAAAGGGGCCAAGGAGUGCACUAAACUUUUCUUGGUCAAGUUGCCGGAGAGUAGAAAAUUUGUUGUGCCAAAGAACCUCAAGUUGAUCGCAGUUCCUUUAUGCCAAAUUCACGAAAACCAUAAGACAUAUGGACCAAUUAUAUCGGGCAUUCCGCAGCUUCUUUCCAAGUUCUCCUUCAACAUCAUCGGAACCUAAAAAUCAUCUUAUUAAUUAUAUAACAGACGAAGAACUAUGGUCGGAGCAGUGAAAAAAAAAUUUAUUAGUCCAUUAUAGAGCUGUCAGCUAACUUUAUAUGAAUGUUGACAGACCCUUGUAUAAAACAUAUUAUAAGUACAUAAACAUAUAUGUUGAUGAUUUUGUAAGUAUAGAGAUAAAUACAUAGUAGUAAUAUAGGUCCACAUUGUCACUUUACAACUUGUGUGUUAAAUGAGUGCUAAAAACUACAUAUGAGUGUGUAAAUUGCUGCCAACUAUCUUGACUUUCUUGAGGCAAUGAACAGAGUUUUGAUCAUUCUCUCACUGGAGGAUGCGGAGAAGUGAUGAGGUAUGUUAGAGGAAACUGUGUGCAUAUGUAUGGAUAGCGAAGGUUGCGUUUAUGCGUUUAUGCGUUUAUGCCGUGUCAAAAGUGGAAAAUAUAUGUGUGUUAUCCUUAUCAGGACAGUAUUUGUGGUACUGGAAGCGUCUUUGAAGCUUUAUUAGGUGUGGCACUCGACUUGCUUGUUUCUGCCAGUUGAGUUGAAUAUUCUUAUUUUGCUUCAUGCUUUUCUACUUUGUUUUCUGCUACGUGGAAGCUUUGGAUUUUUAAGGACAGUUGCACCGAUUGAGUACAUAACAGUAUUAAGAAUGAAA